CUUUUCUUCACAGCCUUUCCCUUGUUUUGCCUCUGCUACUCUGAGCUGGUGGAGCCAGGGGCACAGGGAUUCCCACUAGUGGCGUUCACGCAAAUUCCCCAUCUUUCAGGGUGAUUCAUAGUUUUUACUUUUGCUUUCCCAUUUUAACAGUCAUGGUGUAUAUAACUAACUCCAUUUGGUCACCUUUUAACAAGUAAAAACACUAAGGUAUACAUUUCAAACGAGACACAUGGAGGGGAAGAAAGAGGAGGAGUACUGCCAAAGGGGAAACGCAAAUGAGAGUGUGAAUACAGCUCUGUUUACAGCCGGGUUACUACUCUUAAUGGUCUGCUUCAAACGUGAUUUGCCCUUGUUUCUUGUUGAACAAUGGCGAGCUUGGGUGUUUCUUGUGUUAAACCUUGUGCUUUUAGCUAUUUUUUUAACUUCCGUGAACCCAAUCACUUCAACCCAAAACCCAGAAAGCAAGAACAAUGACGAAGAAACGAAGAAGCAAAGCGGGGAUUGCAAAUCGUCCAAUGAAGUUGAAGCAUGCAAACAAGACCCCGUCGAGUCAAACAAAAGAAGCAACGAAGCUGAGGGUAAACUAGAGAAAGAGGCGGCGGUUGAACAAAACAAUGAGCUUCCCAAGCUGUCAAAGGAGGAGCUGAAUGAGAGAGUGGAAGCUUUCAUUGCCAUGUUCAGGCAGCAUUUGGCUUCGGAUGCAAGGAAAGGAAGAGACAAGCUAGAAAGAAAAGGAGGCGAUGUGAAGCACAUGAAGCUUUCAUCCGAUGGAGUAAAUUGUUUUGUUUUGAAAGUGCAGGGGUAAUUAUUUCCAACUCAGAGCUUGAAUUGUUAUUUGAUUCACAAAUUUUUUUUUGUAGUGAAUGAACAAUUUUCUUCCAUUUUUCAAGUCACAUUACAAAAUCAAGGCCCUUCUCUCUGU
Theobroma cacao (cacao) is the source of this 922-nucleotide messenger RNA. RefSeq names its product Putative membrane lipoprotein. Lineage: Eukaryota; Viridiplantae; Streptophyta; Magnoliopsida; Malvales; Malvaceae. The record is from RefSeq and is a predicted model, not a curated record.